GUCAUCACUUGGAUGAAUCAAAGAUGAUGAAGGGUACCGAUCGAACCGAUGCAGUUUUGGUUCAGAUUCAGGUCACGACGAUGACCAUGUGACAGGGUUAGAUGACGUUCUCAUGACAUCACAUAUGGCGGAGUAUGGAUGGGGACUCUCCGAGGAGCUCGUGAGAAAGGCCCGCACUGAACUCAACGAGGACCCGGAGAAAUUUGCCGAGUUCAUCACAGCAGUCACUGACCAAAUGGUCACCAGACCAGACAUCACUUUUCUGAGAACAGAUGAAGCAUUUGUCACUAGAUUCCUUCGAGCUCGGAAAUAUGACACAUUUGAGGCAUUCAAGCUAUUUGCGCGUUAUUUUGAAUUUCGACAAGACAACACAAACCUUUUCAAGAAGUUUCAAGCAUCAGAGCCUGGAAUUAAGGAUGCCUUGUAUGAUGGUCUGCCCGGAGUCUUGCCAAAUCUUGACCACUUUGGACGCAAAAUUAUCGUUUUGUACUCUGCUAACUGGGACAAUAAUCGGUAUGGUUUAGCAUCUAUAUAUCGCGCAAUAUUACUGACUCUGGAAAAGUUGAUAGAUAACGACGAGGCCCAGAUCAAUGGCUUUGUGGUAAUUGUGGACUGGAGUCAAUUUACAUUCAAACAGUCGACAUGGCUCAGCCCAAAGGUUCUUAAGUUGAUGAUCGAAGGAUUACAGGACUGUUUUCCUGCACGAUUUGGAGCGAUACACUUUGUCAAUCAGCCGUGGUACAUUGAGGCAAUGUUCAAGAUGCUCAAACCUUUCCUGAAGGAGAAAAGCAAAGACAAGAUCCAUAUGCAUGGUAUAAACCUGGGAACACUUCACGUUCAUAUCCACAAGGAGGUCCUGCCUGCAGAGCUUGGAGGCACACUUCCCCCGUACAACAACCUGCUCUGGGCCAAAGAGCUGAUCGGCGACGAAAGCUUUAGCUUUGGUGAUAAACAGAUUUACUGGCCAGGCCAUGGUUCAAAGUCUCGAGCCGUGCGGUCUGAAUCCUUCCCUAUUGACCACUUCUCCAGCCAUGCUGACCAUGGGUCAGGAGAUGAUACAGGCACACACCUGGAUGAAGAGUUCUUCCUUAUAGAAUAGUCAACAAUGUGUAAGGCCAAACAAAUUACACAAGCGUUUCCUGCUAGCCCGGUCAUCGUAUUUAACCCUUUCACCCCUUUGUAACUUUAGUAGACUCUACCAUGCAUUGAUAUGGAUGAGUCCAUUAU
Messenger RNA from Mizuhopecten yessoensis (Yesso scallop), 1227 nucleotides. RefSeq names its product clavesin-2-like. Gene Ontology annotation, cellular component: membrane. The coding region runs from base 113 to 1099 and encodes 328 amino acids. Gene Ontology annotation, molecular function: phosphatidylinositol bisphosphate binding. Lineage: Eukaryota; Metazoa; Mollusca; Bivalvia; Pectinida; Pectinidae. The record is from RefSeq and is a predicted model, not a curated record. The transcript has 6 exons.